AUGGAUCCUGAGAAUGACCCCGAGAAGGCUUCCGAGAAGACUUCCACACCCAUUACCACGACAUACGCUGACGAAGAUUCUGCAUACCUCGUAGCAUUCACCGUCCCCCAAGAUCCCAACAAUCCAAAAUGCUGGCCGACCUAUCAGAAAUGUCUCACUACGCUCGUUCUCUCAUCCACCUGCUUCAAUCGAAUUGCUGUAUCCACGAUUAUGGCACCUGCACUUCCCAUAAUCGAAUCUGAGCUCCAUAUGACUCCCCCUGAGUCUGUUAUGGCCAUGUCCGUUUACUUGCUCGCCACAGCAUUCGGCCCCUUACUUAUUGAAUUGAUGGCUGGUAUUGGUGCUAGUGCUAUUUAUGCGUUAGGAAGUGGAGUUCUAGGAGAUGUCUGGAGAUCCGAUGAGAGAGGAAGACCAAUAGGGAUUUAUUCUUUGUUACCACUGUUUGGUGCAGCUGCUGGUCCUAUUAUCGGAGGUUAUAUUACGGAAUAUACAACCUGGAGGUGGAUGUUUUGGUCAACAUCAAUUUAUCAGGCGAUAAUGAUCGUGAUAUCGAUUCCUUUAUUUCGAGAAACCCAUGGUCCGACAAUUCUUCGGCAUGAAGCUGGGGAGCUCAGACGUAGUUCCGGGAAUUCGCGUUACUACACAGAGGAUGAGGCACUUGGAAAAGUAAGAUCAGUUUCCUGGUUAUUGAUGAGAAGUUUUUCUAGGCCCGUUCGUUUACUUCUAUUCCAUCCGAUUAUUCAGGUCCAGGCUUGUCUUUCAGCUUUCGAUUAUGGUAUCACCUACAUUACUCUUUCCACCUACUCAGAUAUCUGGACUAAAGAAUACCAUGAGUCUAUCUCCAAAAGUGGCCUUCACUAUCUUGCCAUGUGCCUCGGUGAGAUAAUGGGGGCACAAGUUGGAGGGCCAUGA
Molecule: messenger RNA, 912 nt
Organism: Botrytis byssoidea
Lineage: Eukaryota; Fungi; Ascomycota; Leotiomycetes; Helotiales; Sclerotiniaceae
Exons: 2
Coding region: 1-912 (303 amino acids)
Biological process (GO): transmembrane transport
Molecular function (GO): transmembrane transporter activity
Source: RefSeq, a predicted model, not a curated record